CGCUCUGUAGGAUGAAGGAGACUCCAAGUUUUACUGUGAGCUCUGCAACAAGCAGUACGUGAGACAGCAGCAGUACGAGAACCACAUUAACUCCUACGACCACCAUCACAAGCAGCGCCUGAAGGAGCUGAAGCAGAGGGAGUUUUACAGAGCGCUGGCCUGCAGGAGGCAGAGGAGGCGCAGGGAGGAGAAACGAGAGGAGAGAGCGCUGAGGAGAGUUCAUCAGCGUGACGCGAGGCGGACCGGAGACUGCGCUCCGGGUUCUGGUCCAAUGUUCCGGUCCACUACAGUGGCAAUCGACCCAGUGAAUCAGCCCCAACCAAAUGUUGAACAGAACUGGGAAGCUUUCCAUCCGAGCGGCGCCGAACGGGCAACAAAACCACAGACCCAGCUGAUCCAACCAUUCCUCCCCCUCGAUCCCACACUAGAGUCCAGACUCCUGAGCAACACUGAUUGGGCGUACGGCCAAACGGAUGCAAACAACUCUGCAGCUGCUGCUGACGAACCCUGCAUCCUCAAAAAGACCCAUCUGGACUGCGGCCGCCUCAGAGCCAGCCACAUGAUAAACCCUGAUGACACAAACUGUACCGUUUCAAAGCACUUCUACAAGCAUCUGACGCCUCGUUGUUACACGAGUAACACCAUGACUCCUAUAGAUGCCCCAACAGCUACCACUGGCACAAAAUCCUGCGAGCACCCUGACUUGAACCCAAAUGACAACAGAAACAAGAUGAUGAGUACGGCUCACGCUCUGUCGGCCCCCAGCAGGCUUCGCCCCGUGUCCUUCUCCCUGCCAAAGCGGACCUGUGUCCUCCUGCACCAAUCAGCUGCGGUCUUCAUCCAAGCCGGACAGGGUUCGGGGUUGCCAGGGAAACAAGUAGGUGUGGCAAAUCAGGAAAGGACAAAAAACCUUGGGGAGAAAGUUGCUGAUCAGGGGCCAAAGUCUCCGGUGUGUUCGGAUGUGGAUCCCUGGGAUACUGGAAACCAGUGCAGUGCGGACAGGAAGAUUGAAUUCCGGCCUGCUGAGUCUGCUGACAAAGAACUCUUGGGACCGCCUGGGAAUAAAGCCCAGGUUUCCUCAUGCAAUCGCAAUGUGAUUGGAGAAGAGAACUUGACAAUUAGUGGGAGUGGAGCCCAGAUCUCUUUAUGUAAGGACAAUGGGACAGAAGCCCAACGUGGGAUUGAAGCUCAUCUUUAUUUAAACAGGGACACACCAGAACAGAUUUCUGACAGCAUCAGCACAGAUUCAGCACAGAGAGAGAACGAGGCCCACCUUCAAGAGACAAAACAUCAAGAAGAUGAAGAUCUGCUUUCCUCUGCCACAAAUCAUCCUGAGAAGUCUGAUUCUUGUGUCAUAAAUGAGAGUCCAAAAGAAUCAAGCCUCCCCUCAUUAACCUGUUGCAAUGCAUCAAUGCCUGUACCUCCAGAUCGUCCCAAAGAGCCUUUCUGUCAGGUUCUGAGCCGUGACAGAGGCAGGGUUCUUCUCUGGCCCACAGAGAUGGUAAACUACACCAAAACAUCGCCCUCCAUAUCCUACAGCGUCAACCCUCUACUGUACGACUUCAGAGCCCAUCACAAGGCCAAAAAAGGGGGUACAGAAAAGAAAGGAGGAAUAGAGGAAGGGAGAGAGAGAAUAAAGCCAUCUGUGAUCAAACAACCUGACUGCCAAGAGAGGCAUGAAGAUACAGAGGGAGGAAAGGAAGAGAAGAUAGAUGAAAGGAGAAAAGAGGCAGAGGGAGGACAGGCGGGAAAUCCUGUGGAAGUUGUCGACCAUUGUGAUGGUAGCGAUGCAAUCCAGGGCCGCUCCAGUUGCCGUGAUGAAACUGCUUUAAAAUUUGUUCCCCUCUCUGCAGAAUGCCACCAUGAGCCAGGCCUUCAAAAAGCAGCAAGGAGAAGGAGAAGGAGGACAGGGAUGGGGAGGGGGACAAAGAGGAGGGGGAGAAAGAAAAGAAGAGGAAAGGCGGAUAAAAAAGACUCGGAAAAGGGAAGGAUAAUGAGUCCCUUCUUUGCAAGUCAGAUGUUUGAAGGGAGAGGGGAAGAGAAGCUGAAAAGAGAGGGCAACAUAAAAGACGAGAGGAGAGAUAAAGAGCUAUUAAGUAAUCUCACUGCAAAUCAGCUGGUAGGAGAGAGAGAAAAGAAGACGAGGGAAGAGGAGCAAAGGAUGAGAAGGGAUCAGAUGAUUCGAGAGAGGGCAGGUAGAAAUGACGAGAAGAGGGGAGAGCUAUUAAGUAAUCUUCCCAUGAAUCGGUGUAAUCGGUGUAACCAGCUGUGUGUGCAGGUGAAGCGGGAGGCCAGCCAGCAUCAAUCCCACCAAUCAGUCUCCGGAUGGGGCCCAGGGCUCAGAAAGCUCCUCUGCAGGGAUGCAGCAUGCUGCUCUGUGAUUAGCCACGUCCCCAAGUCUGUUAUGGAGACACCACGCUGUCCCGCAAUUACACCCGGCCCUGCUGAGGAUGACAAAGGGACGGGAGUGAUCCACAAAGACACGCAGGCGGGGAAGAAGGAGGGCGGGCAGGAGCAAAGGAAUCCAAGGAGCGGCAAGAUAAGAGGCGCCGAGGAAAACACGUGUAAGCUAGCGAUUAGUGGUGUUACUUUCCCCCGUCGAGACGCUGCAUGCGAGGAGGAAAUGUGUCUCGUUCCUAGACCUCACGGAGAAACGGCAGGAAAUCCAACGAUUAGCCCUAUCCCCGCUUCCUCCAGAGACGCAGCAUGUGGUCAAACACAAACAAUACCUGCAGGACAAAGCUGCACCACGACAAUUGAGACCCUGUGCUGUUUGGAAGGAGAGCCGAGAAUCGGAUCGGCCUGCAGGGAAGUAGCUCCCCCUCCCGCUCAUUUGCUUGCAGGAUUGUCCAGAAAGAGGAAGGGAGGAUCACCGGAGCCAGCGGCACCUAAGAAGAAACGAAGACGAGGUAGGAGGCAAUUGAGGAGAUUCAUGAAUGUUCUACUCAAGAGGCAAGAAAGAAAUCAGGUUAGCUUGACCUCUGACCUCAGUGACAAAGGGGACUGUUGUUGUCAACACAUUCCUACAGACUGCAACCCAAUCUGUAGGACCCAACAACCCCUGAACCACAACGCCAACACUGACAAGGAACCACUUAGCUGUGGUUCUGACGAUCAAGACAAGCCCUGCUGUUGUGAUGAGAGUCACGGAACUGCUAAUGACCGCAGUCAGUUUGACUGUGAUCGCUCUGAAGACUUGACACAACUCAGCGACUGUCACACCUGUAACACCUCAAUGCCGCACCGACAGGGAGCUGAGCAGUCCAUCAGGGAUGAUGGACUUAAUUCUGCCUUCUGCUGUGAUCACGAUGCAACUUUUAUCAGAGGAUGUCAUGUACGUUCGGUUGACCGGAAUCCUGAUUGUACUUUGAACAAAACAGAACCAUUAGGGUGUGUACAGUUAACAGGUACCCUCAGAUGUAGCACCAACGACCUUUGUCAGUGUGAAGACAAGCACACUAAAACAGAGUAUCAAAGCAUAACUGAUGACGCUUUUCGUCGCAGUCGUGAUUCUGUCGAUAAAAUUGUCAGGAGCGGUCAGAGCAAGGAGGGUGAAACCGAAGCACAGGGUCAUGACAGCGCCCCCCUCUCUGGUCCAGACGGUGGUUAUAGGAGCAGCCGGGCUGUUCAUCAGACUGAAACUGACAGCAGUCAGUGCCAUGGUUUCAACAGUAAUCCUGAUUGUAAUCCCAGCAGUAAUACUGCUAAUAACACCAGCACCAGAAACGAAGCAGAACAUGUACACACCGGGGAGAGGCAGAGGAAGGAGGAGGAGGAAGAGAAGCGGCUGGAGAGAAAGAGGGAGGAGUGGGAGAAGGAGUGGGUGAGGAGGAAGGAGAAGGAGGAACGGGAGAGGAGGAAAGGGAUAGAGUUGGAGCAUCUGUUUUCAGAGAAGAGGCAGUGCUUUCCUCCUCACCUCCCCCCACGCUGCAUCCCCCUCCAUGCUCCGCUCCUCCUCCAGCCGUUCCUCUCAUCUUCCUCUUCCUUCUCCUUCCACCACACCUUCAUCCAGCACAACCUCUCUCUUCUGCCACCUCCAUCACACCUCCCGCUCUCCUCAUACCCACACCUUCUACCCCCCUUCCCCCCUCACCUCUCUUCUCUUGCCCCUGCUCCUCCACCGCCACCCCCUCCACCUCUUCCUCCUUCAUUCUAUGCUUCCUCCCCCAUCCCGCUGCUGGACGCUCCCAGUCCGUACCCCUUAGCAGCUUUUCACCACCCAUCCCUGUACCCUCCUCCUCCUCAUCCAGCAGUUCUGCCCUUACAGGUAUUACUGUAGGCUGCCAUUCCCCAAGACAAGUCCCGCAUCAUUGCCUAAAUAUCACAUCCAAGGUGGAAUAUGAGUCAUUUUAAGGAGAGCAUAAUCAGAAAACAAAGUCUAUCUGUCUUCAUGCAGAGCCUCUUGGAGUCCUUACACUUCCAAUACUGAUUCAUAUCUCUGGAACAAAAAAAAACCCAUAUAUAUAUAUAU
This is a messenger RNA of Poecilia latipinna (sailfin molly), 4471 nucleotides long. RefSeq lists its product as uncharacterized. Lineage: Eukaryota; Metazoa; Chordata; Actinopteri; Cyprinodontiformes; Poeciliidae. Gene Ontology annotation, cellular component: nucleus. The transcript is spliced from 4 exons. The record is from RefSeq and is a predicted model, not a curated record. The coding region runs from base 272 to 4279 and encodes 1335 amino acids.